AUGACGACUUCGGCGGCGCGCGUCCCCCUGCAGACCCUCACGGAGAACAGCCUCCCGCAGCACCUCAGGACCCCCUGUGGCAAGGAGCAGCCGGCCCCGGUGGAGAAGGAGAACACGCCACCGACUCUCAGCAGCACCACCGUGCUGGCCAGCAAGACGGCGAGGAGGAUCCUGCAGGAGUCGGUGAGGCGGCCGGGCCCCAAAACCGAGGAGCCUCUGCUGCGAGAGAACCCCAGGCGCUUCGUGGUCUUCCCCAUCCAUUACCACGACAUCUGGCAGAUGUACAAGAAAGCGGAGGCGUCCUUCUGGACGGCUGAGGAGGUGGAUCUCUCCAAGGACACCCAGCACUGGGACGCCCUCAAGCCCGAGGAGAGGUAUUUCAUCUCGCACGUCCUGGCCUUCUUUGCAGCGAGCGACGGCAUCGUCAAUGAGAAUCUGGUGGAGCGCUUUACACAGGAAGUUCAGAUUACCGAAGCACGCUGUUUCUAUGGCUUUCAAAUCGCCAUGGAAAACAUACAUUCUGAAAUGUAUAGUCUCCUCAUUGACACUUACAUCAAAGAUUACGAACAAAGGGAACAUCUCUUCAACGCCAUUGAAACAAUGCCUUGUAUCAAGAAGAAGGCGGACUGGGCCCUGCGUUGGAUUGGGGACAAGGAGGCUACCUAUGGAGAACGUGUUGUGGCCUUUGCGGCAGUAGAAGGGAUCUUCUUUUCUGGCUCUUUCGCAUCGAUAUUCUGGCUCAAAAAAAGAGGACUGAUGCCUGGCCUCACAUUUUCCAAUGAACUUAUUAGCAGGGAUGAGGUGAGUUUACAUUGUGACUUUGCUUGCCUGAUGUUCAAACAUUUGAUAAACAAACCUUCAGAACAGAGAGUGAGAGAAAUAAUUCUCAGUGCUGUGAAAAUAGAACAGGAGUUUCUUACUGAGGCCUUGCCAGUGAAUCUCAUUGGAAUGAAUUGUACAUUAAUGAAGCAGUACAUUGAAUUUUGUGCUGACAGACUUAUGCUGGAGUUGGGUUUUAGCAAGGUAAAAGUAAAAAUCCAUUUUGACUUCAUGGAAAAUAUUUCAUUGGAGGGAAGACUAACUUCUUUGGAAGAGAGAGUAGGAGAGUAUCAGAGGAUGGGAGUGAUGUCAAGUCCAACAGAUAAUUCUUUUACUUUGGAUGCAGACUUCUAAGAAAAAAAGGCUGCAUAAAAUGCAAAGGUA
Suncus etruscus (white-toothed pygmy shrew) is the source of this 1203-nucleotide messenger RNA. It is a transcript of the gene RRM2, whose product is annotated as ribonucleotide reductase regulatory subunit M2. Gene Ontology annotation, cellular component: cytosol. Gene Ontology annotation, biological process: deoxyribonucleotide biosynthetic process. The record is from RefSeq and is a predicted model, not a curated record. NCBI's taxonomy places the organism in Eukaryota, Metazoa, Chordata, Mammalia, Eulipotyphla, Soricidae. Gene Ontology annotation, molecular function: ribonucleoside-diphosphate reductase activity, thioredoxin disulfide as acceptor.